GGGUCCCGUCCCUUUACAGCCGGCCGCCCCAUUGAGGGCCUGGCGAAUCCCUAAAAAAAAAGAUGUUGAUGGAAAUCACUAAAUGAUGACAGCAUCAUCUUGCACGCGUGCACUUUAAAUGAACCAUUCCCGAUACUUUUUGAUCACUUUCUUUUUUUCUUUCCUUCUCUGAUAUGGAGAUUCUGGCUGGUCACCUUUUCUCCGAUGAACUCUUGUCCGCAAUCAGUCAAAUCGAUGUGUGCGUGCUACGUAACGUUCGAGGGCCUGCACGUGCUGUCUAGGUGAGAGGUCUGUUCUUGCCCAAUAUAUGGGUGUUAAAGUCUGGAUGAUUGUGAGAUCGAUCACAGUACCCCCGCGUUUCUUUAUGCAGCGAGAGUGUGACGAAAUGACGUCACGAGCAGUGUUGGCCAAUUAGAAACAAGUUUCAGUGUGUUCUCUGUAAGGCGCUUCUCGAGCGCUGCGUAAAGAAACGCAGCCUAUAGUAUUAUGGUUAAGCUCCCUCUACCGGAUGGAAACGUUUCUACUUUUAAACUGAUCGGAAAUUAAAGGUACAGUAUUAGAAACACGUGUUAGAAACGUCUUUGGAAAAUAAAUCUCCGUGACAGAUAGAAAAAAGAAUAAACACAAUAUGGCAGAGGAUAAUAUGUUGUAUGCUAUUCACCAGUUUAACAAUUUAAGCAUUUCAGACGUAGAUAAUGAUGAAAUAAUAUUUCAAGAUUUAAAUGCAAUUUCCACUUUACUCAAAAAUGUCAUAGAAGCUCUUAAAAUAAUUGAUAAUAGAGAAAAACUGGAAAAUUGGUCAUUUUAUGGAAAAUUAAUUUCAGCUGCAAAUAACUGUAUACAGAAAAACUCAUCUUUAAUUUGUAGUUUAAUAAAUGAACAUUUAUAUGCAAAUCUUUUCAGAUUUUUGCGAAAUGCUUCUGCAGGAGUUGCUAAUAAUCAACAAAUUAUCUUCAGGUCAUACAUUUUUCAAGAUGCUAUUAGUAUUUUUGGGAAAUUAUUAGAAUUUCAUUUUUCUGGAAAAUUUGAUUAUGCUAAAGUAAAUAUGGCAUUGCUUUGUGGUUUACAAUUUGUUGGUAAUCUUGUCUGCCAAUAUAAUGAAGCAAAGGUUGCUGUAUGGGAAAUAUUUUAUAUUAAAUACAAAUAUUUCAACAAAUUGCUGUUGAUUGAAGAUAUAAAAAUAAAAGAAUGUACUGCUAUGGUAUUUUAUAACUGCUUAAGUACUGAAUAUAAGUUGUCUGUUAUUAACAAUGGUAUUGAUAUAUUAAUAAAUAUUGCCCAUUUGCUAACAAUCACAGAAUGUGAAUGGAGUCUACUUGUUCUGGAUUCAUUUUUACAAGAACCUGACUUUAUGGUAAAAUGUUAUAAUUUGUUCCCAGUUAAAAGCAGACUGUUAGUUUUAGAUAUUAUUGCAGAAAAACUUUACACGAAUGAAAAGGAAAAUGAUUUAUCAGAUAAAAUAAUAUUUUUUAUUGGUGACAAUUUUAAAUACAAAGCCAUGGAUAUUGUAAAAAUAUGUUCAUCACAAGAUAAUGAAUUAAAUUCCUUAGAAAUUGCAAGAAUGUUACUGUUGUUAUGUAAAGCUACAGCUGUUCCAAAAUUUGACAAAAUAAAAGCUGAUAGAAUUUUAUUGGAAACAGCAAUAGAUAUUUUGAAAACAGUUCAUCUUUUAGGAAAAUCAGAAAAUAAUGUAUUUUCACCAGUUUCAAGUUUAAGAGUUGAAGCAUUAACUGAGGAUUCUGAAUCACAUUCUACUUGUGGAUUUAAAAGGAAUUUAAUACGACUUAUUGCCAAUAUGUGUUCAGAAAAUCAAAUAAAUCAAAAUUUUUCACGAACUUUUUGUGCUGCUGAAUCAAGUUAUCAUUCAUCUUAUCAGAUGUUAGAUUAA
This is a messenger RNA of Centruroides sculpturatus (bark scorpion), 1888 nucleotides long. RefSeq names its product ataxin-10-like. The transcript is spliced from 10 exons. Lineage: Eukaryota; Metazoa; Arthropoda; Arachnida; Scorpiones; Buthidae. Gene Ontology annotation, cellular component: cytosol. The coding region runs from base 629 to 1888 and encodes 419 amino acids. Gene Ontology annotation, biological process: neuron projection development. The record is from RefSeq and is a predicted model, not a curated record.